Molecule: messenger RNA, 1396 nt
Organism: Aethina tumida (small hive beetle)
Lineage: Eukaryota; Metazoa; Arthropoda; Insecta; Coleoptera; Nitidulidae
Gene: rswl
Product: mitochondrial ribonuclease P protein 1 homolog
Exons: 5
Coding region: 26-1363 (445 amino acids)
Biological process (GO): mitochondrial tRNA 5'-end processing; positive regulation of mitochondrial translation
Cellular component (GO): nucleoplasm; mitochondrion; nucleus
Molecular function (GO): tRNA binding
Source: RefSeq, a predicted model, not a curated record
CGUGCCGAAUGUAAAUAAACUCAACAUGUUCAACUUUUCACGUAAUUGCAGACACUUAAUCAAACUAAGCGAAUUUUUUAACUCCUCAUAUAAAACAACAAACCAAAUAAAAUGUGCUUUGCCUACUACACAACAAAUAAAUUAUUUCCAAGUGAAAUCAUUUAGCCAAAGUACUAGUGAACCUACAAAUGCCCCAGAAGAAACAACUGAGAAUGAAUAUGAUCAGAUUGACUAUGAGGGAUUAUCAAAUGGUGACAAAGAAGUUGAACACAAGCUUAGAAUAAUUGCUCUUGAAUUAGAGGUGAUGAGACAAGAAGGCAGACCAGUCCCUCCUUUAUCUUUUGUACAACCUGACAAAUGGAUAGAAGCUGUAAAUUUACCAACUAGAACAGGAAGGAAAAAAUUUUUUGAAUACCUCUUUAAACUAUCCAAAAAGAAAGAAAACCAAUUGUUAAAGAAAGAGCAAAAAAAACUUGAAAGAGGUGAAAAACCAGAAAUGAAAGUGAUUGAAGACUUGGAGGAGUUUGCACAUGCUUAUGACCUGCAACACAAUAAUAUUUUUCUCAGGUUUUAUGAAUCUACCAUGAAUCAGUUAUACAAUAACAAAUUAAUACAAGCAAUGCAAUUUGGACAAAAAAUAGUUAUUGAUUGCGGCUAUGACCAAAAUAUGUCUAACAGGGAAAAUACCAACACCGCUAAACAGCUACUGUUUUGUUUUGCAGAUAAUAGGCUGCACUCAGAUCCCUAUGACCUACACUUUUGUAAUUUCCACUCAAACACUGUUUUAAAAAAUUGUUUUCUUAGACAUAUACCAACUGCUGUUGAACCACAUUUUCCAAUUAAUAUGCAUGAAGAAAGUUAUUUGGACAAAUUUCCCAAAGAACAACUUGUUUAUUUAACACCACAUUGUAGGGAGGAACUUUUACAUUAUGAUCAUGAUGCUAUUUAUAUUAUUGGGGGCAUCGUGGACAAAAUGAACAAUGAGCCCCUGUCUUUGGCAAAAGCAAAGAGAGAAGGUCUGAGAAUGGCAAAACUUCCACUAGACAGAUAUUUGCAAUGGGGCAGUGGUUCUGGCAAAAGUCUUACACUUAAUCAAGUUAUAAACAUAAUGAAUGACAUGAAAGUCACUGGUGACUGGGCACAUUCAUUAAGGCAUGUACCAAAGAGAAAACUAGCAGAGUUUAAUAUUGAUGAAAACAUGUCUAGAAGCAGUGACAGACCUGUAUAUGACAGAGUUAGAAGAGAAAGAAAAUGGGUGCCUUCUCCAAACAUUGACUUAAGUAAUUUAAGGUACAAUAAUGAUAAAAGAGAGUGGAAACCAAAAUCUACAAGGACUAGAUUAGAUAAUAUAUUUAGAGAAUAAUUGUUUUAAUAUUAAACAUUUGUUGAUAUUUGA